Molecule: messenger RNA, 594 nt
Organism: Macrobrachium nipponense
Lineage: Eukaryota; Metazoa; Arthropoda; Malacostraca; Decapoda; Palaemonidae
Product: formin-like
Exons: 5
Coding region: 1-594 (197 amino acids)
Source: RefSeq, a predicted model, not a curated record
AUGCCUCGUGGACUGGCACCGCCUCCUUACCUUCGAACCCAACCCCCUCCCCCUUCCACUCCCUUCCUGCCUUUUCCCCUAGUCCCUCACUCCUUCAGUGCCUCCUCCUUGGCCCCAGGUCCUCCUGGUGUUUAUAUACAAACAUUUCAUCGUGCUUCUGCCACCCCUCCCCGACCACCACCACAAUCCUCACCACCUCCUCCUCCUCCUCCACCUCCUCCGCCUCCUCUUCCUCCUCCUCCUCCUCCCAGGACGGUCCAACAGGUGGUUUUGAUCACGACUCUCAUCAAAUCUAAUGUCCGGUGUCCGUCCCAAAUUAUUCCCGACCGACGCCUACUUACACUUUGUACAUUAGGUGACUCAGUGUUGGGAAAUCGGACAGGGUCUGGCAUUAGAGAAGUCCAGACUUGGAUUGACGCCCAAGUGGCUAAAUCUCAACAGAAUCAAGCCACCAAGGAGGAGAGAAAGAGAACAGAGAAAGAAGCCAGGGAGGAGAAGGAGAGAGCUCGCCAUGAAAAUGCCUUGGCACUCGCCCAACAUAGGGCCGAGAACCCUACUCCCACUACACCCUAUAGUCCAAGUCAGCUAGCAUGA